Messenger RNA from Corvus hawaiiensis (hawaiian crow), 5598 nucleotides. It is a transcript of the gene PROB1, whose product is annotated as proline rich basic protein 1. NCBI's taxonomy places the organism in Eukaryota, Metazoa, Chordata, Aves, Passeriformes, Corvidae. The transcript has a single exon. Gene Ontology annotation, cellular component: nucleoplasm. The coding region runs from base 573 to 4856 and encodes 1427 amino acids. The record is from RefSeq and is a predicted model, not a curated record.
CUUACCCCUUAGAUUAGGAAGGGAGGAGCUCCUGCUUGGGAUAGGGUGGGUUUUGGGGAAAGCCCAGUGUGGGCACACCAUUGCUGUGGCACCGGGAAAGGAGCCAUGGGUGGGGAUGGAGCAGCAGCUCGAGAUCCUGCCGUGCCCUCAGCACCAGGGAUGGGACGUUCCCAGAGGGGUCUGCAGCUCCCCCAGCUCCGGGGCAGCCCAGGCCGUUCCAUGGGAUUGCACACCCAGGACGUGUAUGGGGUGCGGGGGAUGACCUGGGCCCUGUCCUGCGGUUUGGGGAGAGCGGGGCGGGCUGAGGGGGCAGGGAUGAGCCGGCGGCCCCCCGGCAGGUCCCCGAGGCUGGGGGCGGCGGUGGCAUCCCUGCAAUGCGCUUGGCAUCGGCUGCCCCGGCUGGCGCUCGCUGAGUCCAUGUGAUCCGGGGCUUGCUCUGUGCCGCCGCCGGCUCCAGCCGCCGGGACGGCGAGGGAGCCAGAAGGUCGAGCCAGCGGCCCCGGCAGAGCGGCCCCGGCCCCGAGCAGGGCUCCCCGGCACCGGCUGAACCCCCCGGGCUCCCCCCUGCCACGAUGCCCCGCGGGAAGAGGGACCCCGUGCUGCUGUCCCCCGCCGAGCCGCCCGGCCGCGGUGGCGAGGGUCCCCGCGCGGGUGGGGACGGCCGGCGGUCGGCGGAGGAGGAGGAGGAGGAGGACGGACACCUCCCGGGGCUCCCCCGCGACGACCCCACCAAGAGCAUGUCGAGCUCCUCCGUGUCCUCCUACCACUCCGCCCUGUGCUCGGACGGCACGGAGACCUUCAAGGACUGCCUGGAGUUCCUGGACGAGGAGGGAUCGCCCGGCCGGGCUGCCCCGGGGCUCUGGGCUCCGGCGGGGGCCCCCGGCGUCCCCCCGCCGCCCGGCCCCCUCGCCCGCCCGCAGCGGGCUCAGCUGUCCAGCGCGGCUAAGAAUAGCCCAGCGCCGGGCCAGGGGGGCAGGAUGGGUCCCCUCGGUGGGGACCGGCAGCCUGUGCCGGCCGCGGCCGCCGGCGGGGAGCCGGCCGUGCCCCGGCAGCCCGGGGCGAUGCUCGGCGGGGUUCCCAGCGACUCGGACGAGGUGGACGGCGAGGUGCAGGCGCUGACGGCCAGGGCUUUCCGCAGCCUCUCGGGGCUCCCCGGAGCUCGCCUCGACAUGUGCAGCUCCCACACCUCCUCCAGCCUCUCCAACUCGCUGUCGGAGGACGGCGGGCGGCCGCGGCGGUGGCCGGCGGGCGCCGGGGAGCCCCGGGGCGCGGCGACAGCUCUGCAUGGCAGGGUGGGCUGGCCCUUCCCCGCCGGCGUGGACGGGGAGCUGCUGGGCAAGGAACAGUUCGAGUGCGUGGACGUGGAGCUGGAGAGCGGGGAGGCCAGGAAGGGCCACGGCAAGAAGAGGACGGUGCCCAAGCGCCAGAUCCUGCUGAAGAGGAAGGAGAGGAAGGAGACGGGUUUUGGUCCCCGGGGAGACGGCCCAGCACCCCAGCCCCCGGCCAGGAAGGAGCCCCCCAGCAAGGGCAGAGCCAUCGGCGAGGACUUCAGGCUCAACUACCAGCAGUUCAUGAAGGCGGCCUCCCUGGACGCCGGCACCGACAGGACCCGGGCGGCCUCGUGCCUGGUGAAAAACGUCCUGGCCAAGAAGAUGCAGUACGAGCAGCGGAUCAAGAUGGAGCAGAAGGGGCUGCGGGGCAGCUCGACCUCCUCGGGGCCGUCCUCCGCCGGCACCGACCUGCUGGGGGAUGGUCUGGAGGGCAAGUCCAGCUCGCUGUCCCGCUCGGACUGCAGCUUCUCGGCCGAGGACCUGCGGGGCAGCGGGAUGCCGGUGGCCACGGCGGCCGCGGGGAGCGCCACCACCAGCCAUCCCACCAAGGGCGUGGUGCUGAGCGAGGCGACGAGGGAGACUGUCUGCAACCUGAGGAAGACGUUCAACGAGCUCAACCAGAGGAUGAAGUACCAGGAGGUGCUGGGGGGCCGCUGGCUGCCCGCGACCGCUGAGGAGCACACGUCGGAGAGUAUCUGCUACCAGCGAGCCCGCGCCUUGUUCGAAGCCCAGCCUGGGGUGGGGAAGGUGCUGGAUGUCGCUCCCCGGUUUGCGAGGGCGCCGAGGCCGUGGCCCAGCUUGAAGGAGCGAGCCAUCGGCCCCAUCCACUCCCAAACCCUCCCCUUCAAGGUCGAGAGCCGGGUGCUCCCCGCCGCCCCGCCGCACCGCCGCUUCGCCUCCUCCCGAGCGCAGGAGGUGAGGACGCUGCCGCAGAGCCAGCCAGAGAAGCCACCAGCAGUGCCCCGCCGGCCGCCCAGCCCCGGCACCCCGGCACCCCGGGGGUCUCCGCCAGCCGCGCCCCCCAAGCCAGAAGAGAAGGGGAAGGGGCGCGUCCCGCAGCCCCGGGACGUGCGCAAGCUGGUGAAGAGCAGCUACAGCCUCAAGUUUGGGACUGCCGGCACCUCCCGCGGCACCGUGGCACCGGCGAGCAGCGGGGAGCCGCCCCCGGCCACCCCUCUGGUCAUCCACUGCACCUCGGUCCGUCGGGAGCCAGCUCCGGAGCCGGUGGGUGAGGAGGUGCUGGCAGCCCCCGGCCGAGAGCCACCCCCGGCGUGUGCCGAGGGGCCCGCAAAGCCCCCCGGCAGCCGGGCCGCGCCCUCCCACAGCUCCCCCAUCAACAUCACGAGGGUCCAGGCCACGCGGAGGGGAGCGGCCCCCACGGAGGAGCCGCCGGCAUCGCCCCCGCGCCGGGAGCGGAGCGAGCUCCGGGUGCCACCACGGGCGCCGGUGGCCGCGGGGGUGCCGCACGUGGAGACCCAUCUGCACGUCCUGGUGGGCCGGCCGUCCCCGGUGGCCAGGGAGAGCUCCCCGGCCCAGAGCAGCGCGGUGCUGCGGACAGAGAAGACCGUUCUCCUGCCUCCGCCACCGCCGAGCCCCACGGAGGGGAAGGAGGUGCGUGGCCAUGGCAGCAGCAGAGCGCUCCACGCUGCCGAGGGGCCGGAGUCGCUGGGGCAGCGGCACAGCAGCGAGGACAGCAGGGACCCCCGAGCCGGAGCCCCGGCCGGCAGCAGCGCCCGCCCGCAGCCUGCGGAGCCGGCAGCGAGAGGCGCGGCAGAGCUCCGCGCCGGCGAGCCGAGGCAGGAGCAGCCCGGCGGCCCGCGGGUGUCGGUAGCCAGCGGGGGGUCUGCCGGAAGCCCUGGCCCCUCCGCCCCGAUCCGAGCCGGGGAGGGCAGCGAAGGUCCCCCCGCGCGGCUGCCGGAGCGGAGGGAGGCCUGGGAGCACUCGCCGCAGUGGCCGGCGGCCACGGAGCCCUUGCCGCCUGCUGCCCUGGCCGAGAACUCCAGCUACUUGGCAAUCCCCGAGAGAGCCCCCAAAUCCACGCUGGUGCCAAAGAUGCCCUCGGUCCCCAACCCAGGCAGUGCAUCCUUUGGGACUCCCUUUGUCCCCAGCCCGGCCAGCGCCUCUUUUGGGACUCCCUCAGCUCCCAACCCAGCCAGUGCAUCCUUUGGGACCUCCAUGGUCACCAAUGUGACCAACUCACCCUUUGGCUUCCCAUCAGCCUCCAGCCUGGCCAGCACAUCAUUUGGGACCCCCUUGGUUUCCAACCCCAACAAGUCUUUUGGGGCCCCUCUGGUGCCCAACCUGUGCAGCACAUCCUUUGGGACCCCUUUGGUCCCCAAUCCACCCAGUGCAUCCUUUGGGACCCCUUUGGUCCCCAAUCCAUCCAGUGCAUCCUUUGGGUCUCCAUUGGUCCCCAAUCCAUCCAGUGCAUCCUUUGGAACCACUUUGGUCCCCAAUCCACCCAGUGCAUCCUUUGGGAACCCCUUGGUCCCAAAUCCAUCCAGUGCAUCCUUUGGGUCUCCAUUGGUCCCAAAUCCACCCAGUGCAUCCUUUGGGAACCCCUUGAUCCCCAAUCCAUCCAGUGCAUCCUUUGGGUCUCCAUUGGUCCCAAAUCCAUCCAGUGCCUCUUUUGGGAAUGCCUGGGUCCCCAAUGCAUCCAGUGCAUCCUUUGGGAACCCCUUGAUCCCCAGCCCAGGCAGCUCCUCCUUUGGGUCCCCCUUAGUCACCAACCCAGUCCCCACUUCCCUUGGGCAUCCAUCAGUCUCCAACAUGGCUGGCUCUUUCUUUGGAUCCCCCUUUGUCCCCAGCGCAGCCAGCGCUCCCCUGGGAAGUGGUGCCUAUCCCCUUCCUGGUGGAGAAGUGCCCUGGAGCAAGCCCAGCCCUGAGCCCCCCCUGCCCCGACCCCCCGAGGGCCCAGCUGCUGUGGAGCCCCCAGCCCAGCCCCGCCUCGAGGAUGCUCCUCAUUUCCUCAGGAGGACCGAUGGCCCUUCACCGAGUGGGAGGAGCAGGCAGAGCCCCCCCAAGCCCUUCUCCGCCUCCCUGCCCCCCCAAAGGAGGAUGCUCGUGGAUCCCAGCAGCGGGAAGUGCUACUACAUGGAGCCGCCGCGGCAGCCCCAGAUGAAAACGCUCUACGACCCCGAGACCGGGCAGUACCUGGAGAUGCUGGUCCCACCGGUGGCGUCACACACCGGGCUCUACCAGGCACCUUUCAACCCCCUGCUCAUGGGGGUCUACGGCCCACCCUACGCACCCUACGGCGGCUUCCCGGGGCUCCCGGCACCGCCGCCCUCCGCGCCCUCGCCGCCGCACCCCGAGCUGCCCGCUGCCGACAACCCCGGCGUGCCCGGGACCUCCGGCUCUGCUCCCAAGGGCGAGGGGCCGUCCCCUGCCGGGGGUCCCGACUGUGGCUACCUGGAGAGCCUGUACUACAUCCCCACGGGGAUGCGGGCCAGCCCCGGCCCCGAGCAGUCCCCGGCCCGCGCCAGCCCUGCCGCGCCCGAGAAGGGGUCACUGCUCCGGAUGUGACGGGAUGGACCCGCGCGGACGUCCCUUCCCAUGGCCGGGCUUUAGCCCGAAGUCAGCAUCACCUGAUGAGAGUCCCCUUGCCCACGGCUGAGCUGGCAAAGCGCCGAGGGGUAGCGGGCACUGGCUGGACCUCACUGGCUUCUCAUGGAAACAGGGACAAAAAGGGUCUUUUCCAGUGUGAGCACCUGGCAGCCCUGAGGGGGCAUGGAGGUCCCCGCCCAGCAAAGGGACCACACAGGCCCCGCUUUCCCCUGUCCUGCCAGUCCCAUCUCAAGGAUGACUCUGGCUGGUUGGCACAGGGGGGUGAUGGCCUGGGCACCCCCAGCCUCCCCCCAGCCACAGCUGCAGCACAGACACCCCAAAAGAGUAAUAAAAAUGCUGAAACAGCUUUAAAUCUGCUUAUUCAUCCUGUGCUUGUGUGGUCUGUAAAGGGGGGCGAGGAGCUGAGGCACUUAGAACCUGCAGUCCGUCUGUCUGUCUUGGAGUGUCCACCAGAUAAAUCCCAGUCCCUGUGAGCAGGAAGGGACUCUGCAGUCCUCAGUGAGCCCUGAACCCCAAACCCCAGCCCUGAGCCCCAAACCACAGCCACGAGCCUCAAACCCUAGUUGUGAACCUCAAAUCCCAGCCCGGAGCCCCAGCCCCCGUAGAUCCACACCAUCCCAGGAAGGAUUUAGGCUGAGGAGAAGGGAUCAGGCAUUACAAGACUGAGUUACAGCAAAAACCUCCCGGAGAGGGGGGCACU